CUCGUUCGCUCCGGUUCAACAUCGGUUCAACAUCGGUUCACUGUGAAUGCACAUAUCACCACCAUCGUAACCUAACCUAAUUCCAAGUCCAUAUCGGCUCCAUUCUUGAGCGUUCCGGAUGGCGCUGUCAGAAGAACAUCUUCCGCGCAGGCGCAGGGAGGAGCUCUGGCUUCUCGUGCUGUCGUUGUGCACGGCGACGGCAUCUCGGGAUGCCAAGAGGCUCCACGAUGAUCUCUUGAGUGACUACAACCGACUCAUUCGCCCUGUGGGCAAUCACUCCCAUAAGGUCACUAUCGUAGUUGGUCUCAAGCUGUCCCAGCUCAUCGACAUCAACCUCAAGCAUCAGGUGAUGACUACAAACAUCUGGCUCGAGCAAGAAUGGGAAGAUUACAAGCUCAAGUGGAACCCCGAAGAGUAUGGCGGUGUGGACAUGAUUCAUGUACCCGCAGAGAGUCUCUGGUUGCCAGACAUCGUCCUCUUCAAUAACGCCGACGGCAAUUACGAAGUGAUCCUGAUGAACAAAGCGACCGUGUAUUCGACUGGCAAAGUGAUCUGGAAACCGCCCGCGCUUUACAAGAGCACCUGCGAGAUAGACGUGGAAUACUUUCCUUUUGAUGAACAAAACUGUCUCAUGAAAUUUGGCUCGUGGACUUACGACGGGAUGGAAGUGGACCUGGUCCACGUGAAACAACAUCCGGGUUCUACUGUUGUUGAAACGGGCAUCGACAUGAGCGAAUUCUACAAGAGCGUCGAGUGGGACAUUCUUUUGGUACCCGCAAAGUACAACAAUGAAUUCUACGAUUGCUGCGAAGAACCCUUUCCGGACAUCACUUUCAACAUCACCAUGCGCCGAAAGACUCUUUUCUACACUGUGAAUCUUAUCAUCCCUUGUGUGGGUAUCUCCUUCCUGACUGUCCUAGUCUUCUACUUACCCUCCGACUCUGGAGAGAAAAUCACCUUAUGCAUCUCCAUCCUAGUGUCCCUGACCGUGUUCUUUCUCCUCCUCGCCGAGAUUAUCCCACCUACGUCCUUGGCAGUUCCCUUACUGGGAAAGUAUCUCCUCUUUACGAUGAUCCUAGUCACCUUGUCCAUAUCUGUGACCGUUGGUGUUUUGAAUGUUCACUUCCGGUCGCCAUCCACUCACAAGAUGGCACCCUGGGUGAGACGAGUGUUCAUACAUGUGAUGCCAAGACUUCUGCUUAUGCGGAGACCUGCCUACAAGACGACAGAGGACGAAGACCAAGUACCAAAGUUGGAUCCACUUCAAUUGGGGAGGAUGCGUCCUGAAGUGUCCACGGGGGAUCUGCUGGGAUCCGGCGCUCCUCGUCAAUAUGCGCCGGAGAUGCAGAAGGCGAUUGAGAGUAUUCUCUUCAUUGCUGAACAUAUUCGGAAAGAAGACGAAGAUGAAAGCGAUUGUGAGGACUGGAAGUACGUGUCCAUGGUCCUCGAUCGCCUCUUCCUCUGGAUCUUCACCCUGGCCUGCCUUGUGGGAACCUGCGGAAUCAUCCUUCAGGCCCCGUCCCUCUACGAUGACCGGGUUCCCAUCGAUGUCCAAAUGUCGCAGAUCGGUCGCGAAUCCUUCGUUCAUUCGCCCUAAAUGGUAUACCGUACGCGACCGUUUCUCAGGGCAACUUCUCCCGUCACAUCGGCUGCACUUUCAAAGAGUGUUUUUGACUUCUUCUUCUUCUGCUGCAGAAAUCCCCGACUACGAGACACUAGCUUCCAGAGUACUUCCAGACGGUUCUCAGUCGCCGACCGUCGUUAAAAAAAAAGUGCGCUUACUAUACAUAAUUCAGGGGAAUAUUGUUUGCUGCACAGCUUGCAUUCUUAAAGCACAGGUGGGUGAAACAGCUUGCAUAGAGGUGGGCUCGCUCUUAGCCAGUCACCAUCCCGAAUGACAUCCAUCCUUGAUUGGUUAAAAACGGGAGGAGUGGUCAUUCACCGUGGGUAAUAGCCGAAAGUUGGAUUGAUCCCUGACCUGGCGUGCUUUCUUUCAUUUCAAAUUCACCGACUUGAACUAUGACAGAAAGACGAUACGCAUGGAAAGACAAUAAGUGUUCCUGUAUGAUAAAGGAAGAUUAUCAAAGGUGACGCACUUUGAAAUUUAUCCCAUCGAACGUAGCAUGGUUGAUAUAAGGUUUCAACUCCGCAGAAUAUAAUGUCCUUUAUUUUGCAGCUGGGGACAGCCCUUCAAAGGCAGCUACACUUUCUAUCCAUUGAAUCGAGUGUAACAUUUAAUACAUGUAUAGUCUCUUA
Molecule: messenger RNA, 2256 nt
Organism: Ornithodoros turicata
Lineage: Eukaryota; Metazoa; Arthropoda; Arachnida; Ixodida; Argasidae
Product: acetylcholine receptor subunit alpha-like 1
Exons: 5
Coding region: 119-1597 (492 amino acids)
Biological process (GO): monoatomic ion transmembrane transport; chemical synaptic transmission; signal transduction
Cellular component (GO): synapse; neuron projection; postsynaptic membrane
Molecular function (GO): transmembrane signaling receptor activity; acetylcholine-gated monoatomic cation-selective channel activity
Source: RefSeq, a predicted model, not a curated record